AUGGGCGAAGGAGCAAUAAACCCUGCAACCUCGGACGAGGAGAAUGAAAAGCAAGACAUCUUGCUCAAGUUUGAAGCCUUGAAAUCGCAGCUGAAAGAGUUGCUCGAUAAAAAUGAAACUCUCUCGGAGCAAGAGCAGCUGCCAAUAUCGGAGUUCGACUUGGAUAGUGAAAACACAGAAAAGCUUUACAAAAAAUCUGCCGAGGAGCGCGAAAAGACCCAGGUGGACUACAAAACCAAAAUUAGCAAAUGGGAUCGAAUGAAAGACGUCAUAAUUGAAAAAUGCUGGGACGUCAUGGAGUUCAAAGGAAAAUGUCUGAAAGCAAUAGGGAACUCUUUCUUGGUUGAAAAUUUCGCUCUACCUUACACGGAUCCUGAGGCUAUCGCGAAGCUGAAACAUUCUGUUCAGAUAAGAGAGCUGGAUUUUUCAAUUUCAAAGGAUCAAAGUACAAAACCGUGGGCUCAUGUCACCAAAAGAAAGGACAAUUUUGGAAGAGCAGUUUCAAAAUCGCAAGGCAAAUCGUUGAAAGUUCCAAAAACUUUUGAGGACGAGCUGGACAUUCUAGCCCCACCAAGUCAUGGUCCUCCUGGAGUCUUUCAAGAAUUCCGCGGUUGUUCCCAACUUCAAUUGAACAGUUUCUUGGCCGCCGCAAGGGAAUUCCCUUCCCUCAUGGAAGCUACUGUUCAACUGCGAAAGAAUUUCAACGCGCGUUUUGAUGAAAUGUUUGACCUCAAGGAGAAGGAGCUACAAGAGAUGUCAGAGAAGCACGAACGGCUGAGAACUAUACAGUAUGAAAGAGCGGCUUCUUGUAAAAUCCCAUCAGAGGAGUCAACGCCACAAGAUCCGGUCUGGACUCAGAUUGAAAAAUCCCAUCUAAUUUUAGAAGUUGCACCUCAUGAGAUACGGAGUAAACCUCCUGAGCAGAAAAAAACGAUCUACACUCGAAAGCAGAAAACUGACGAGAGUAAACUUCAGCUUCAGUACGCCACGGACUCCUUCCGAGAAAACGCUUUGGUGAAAAUGAUGGAUGGUGUUUUGGAGGUGCGGUGGGAGGACCUCUUGAAGAAGGACGUCCCGCCAUUGGAGGAAGUGCUAUCCAAAAUUCCAGAGGAGCUGCAAGAAGAGAGAGAGAAGGCAGUUGAAGACUGGAAAAGAAAGGUCAAAGAACUUGAAGAGGGGAGGAAGCGGUACAAGAAACAAAUUGAUGAAGAAUGGCUGCAAAUAAUCGAAAACUUACAGAUAAAUUUCCUGACCAACGAAUAA
Messenger RNA from Bemisia tabaci, 1263 nucleotides. The record is from RefSeq and is a predicted model, not a curated record. NCBI's taxonomy places the organism in Eukaryota, Metazoa, Arthropoda, Insecta, Hemiptera, Aleyrodidae.